UGAAACUUCAUUAUUGUCACUGACUCCACGGCGCUAAAAACAGUUGAAGCAAAGUUUGACAGAAUAUUGGACACUGAUAUGUUGAUACAGUUGUAUCAGUCAUAGUGCUAAUUUGUUUAGCUGAAUGCAUGUAAGAAUAGAAAACCAAAUGUGUGGAUUACAGUUUGAAUUUCCCCUCCCACUGACGCUAGGGCUUGCCUUCUGGUUACUUGUCAAGUGCUGCCGAACACUGUUUUCUGGAUCGAACGUUCUUUUCUGUCGGUAUCAAGACCGUUACUUGCGAGUAACCUUAACGUAAAUCUGGUUAUCUGUUCGCUGAACGGCAUGCUUGUAAACCAGCGGCAUUGAAAUGUGGAGGUUGAAAACAGUACCACAUAAAGCCCGACUUCAAGGCAGUGGACUUGAGGAGUUCAAAUUGAAGAGGCGAGAGCAAGAGAGAGCACUGCGACAAGCCCGGAGAGACCGGCAACUCGUCAGCAAGCGGGUCCUGCUGCAUGAGGAUGAAGAUGAUGCGUUCGAGGGUGAAGGGACGAUGGAUACGUGCAUCACGCCCACUAGCGACCAGGUGGUCAAGCUGCUACAUGGAUUGCAGGCAGGCGGAGAGAAGAGGACUACCCUGUGCAGGGAGCUGAGGAGAGCACUUAGAGACCUCAAGGUCCAGCUCAUCUUCAUCCGACUGGAGAACAGCAUGCGUGUGGUGGUGAGUCUGCUGUCGGGCUCAGACGCCCAGUGUCGUGUGGAGGCGGGAAAAUGUCUGCACACUCUCUCCCACUCCCCUCACCCUGAGGUCGGAAUGACUUGUCUGCUUGCCAGUCCAUAUCUGCUCACCUACCUCUCCGGACAGAGUGCCAAGUUCACGGAGUUGUGUCUGUAUACUCUGGGAAAUCUGUGUCCUGAGAAUGAGUUGGUCAGAGAGAAGCUGUUGGCACAAGGGAUCAUCCCAGCACUGCAUCACUGCCUCCAGAACCACGGUGGUAAUCUGGCCGUGCUGGAAGCUGUUGCCUUCGCACUCUCACAGCUUCUGCAGGCCAGAGAUGCUGAGCAGAAGAUCAUACCGUUGGUUCUGACCUCUGGCCUGACCUCUCACCUCAUGGCAGGGUUGAACUCAGAUCCUGAGUAUGGUAUAGGGGCAUCCAUUGAAUGUGCCUGGUGUCUGCACUAUCUGAGCUGCAGUGAGACAGACUCUUCGGUGCUAGUGAAUCAUGGUGCACUGUCACGAUGUAGUUCCCUGAUGGUGACUCUAGGGGGAGCUGUGGCUCAUGGAGAGUCUCAGGAUGGCUUGGAGCUUCUUAUUUGGCCCCUGCUGCGUUGCCUGGGUAACCUGCUCGCCCGCUGUGAUACGUGCGAGGAAGUGGGAGCGUGUGUGAACGACUGCCGUCUCCUGGCAGCGCUGGGUGUGUUUGCCCAAAGCUACCUGCACACACAUCCAGCUCUCGGCAGAGAAGCCCUCUGGGUACUUAACAACCUCACUGCGGACUCUGUGGUGUGGUGUUCUGCUGUGUUGGGCAGUGGUUUGGUUCCAGUGCUCAUCCAGCUUAUGCCCUUCUCCCAGGGUAUCAACAGCAUGGUGCUGAGGACUCUGGGUAAUGUUGCAUACAAGGGCACUGCAUUCUGCCUGCAGCUAGUAGAGGCAGGGGUGCUCCCUGCUCUUUGUGCCACACUCAAGAUGGCUGACGCAGAGGUUGUGACCUUGAGCUUGGAGGUGCUCCAUUUGCUGGUGGCCAGCAGUCCACAGGUGGCAGAGGGGUUUGUCCAGCUGAAAGGUGUGUCAGUGCUGGAAAUGAUGCUGUUCAACAGUGAAGAAGCCCUCCGCCUGAGAGCCUCUUACAUCAUAGAUCACCUGCCUCAACCAGGGGUGGAUGGGUGUUAGGAUGUUGUUCAAAAGCAUCCAAGCACAUUCUUGUGAAAACAUCUUGAUGUUUAGAUUUGAUCUAUUUCCUGCAUUCAAAAGCAUCCAAGCACAUUCCUGUGAAAACAUCUUGAUGUUUAGAUUUGAUCUAUUUCCUGCAUUCAAAAGCAUCCAAGCACAUUCCUGUGAAAACAUCUUGACGCUUAGAUUUUAUCUAUUUCCUGCAUUCAGCUUCAUUCAUCAUAACAACCUCAACCCUGUGGCGAUCACAGAGUAACACGUUUAAAUGAUACAUUAUUUGUCAAUUCAAUUAUAAAUAACAUUAUAUGGUGUGUUUUUUAAAAGUUUCAAUAAUGAAAAAGGGAGUCUGGCGUAUAAAGUUGUAUUUAUCAGUAAUCAUGAACGUAUCAAAUGGAAAUGCACUACAAACCUUAAGGUUUUGCAUUGGCAUUGGCAAUUAACAUGAAUGUCUUUUGCAGGCCAAACUGCUGUACAUUGUGGAAGUGUUUUAAUAAGGAUUUGGAUUGUCGUAGCUGUUGUGCUCUUUCAUUGAUUCAAACAUAGAACAGAAAACAGCUGAAGGAAAUAUAAAAAUGAACUCCGAAGGUGUCCACAAUGUUUUUGUUUGUAUUUUAUAUGUGUUUGUAAUAAACUGAUCCUUAUCUAAAGAGCA
Molecule: messenger RNA, 2522 nt
Organism: Clupea harengus (Atlantic herring)
Lineage: Eukaryota; Metazoa; Chordata; Actinopteri; Clupeiformes; Clupeidae
Gene: tmco6
Product: transmembrane and coiled-coil domains 6
Molecular function (GO): protein binding
Source: RefSeq, a predicted model, not a curated record